Acanthosepion pharaonis is the source of this 1284-nucleotide messenger RNA. NCBI's taxonomy places the organism in Eukaryota, Metazoa, Mollusca, Cephalopoda, Sepiida, Sepiidae. The record is from the annotation of a GenBank genome assembly.
AUGUCUAUUAUCUAUCCCAUGUACCCUAUCUGUCCAUCUCAGACUUUCACUUCAAUAACUUAUUAUAAAGCCUCAAGCAUCUAUCUUAUCUAUCUAUCUAUCUAUCUCAGAUCUAUCUAUCUAUCUAUCUAUCUAUCUAUCUCAGUCUUUUAUUAUCUAUCUAUCUAUCUAUCUAUCUAUCUAUUCAUCUCGAUCUCUUAUUAUCUAUCUAUCUAUCCUCUAUUUAUCUCAGUCUUUUCAUUUAUCUAUCUAUCUAUCUAUCUAUCUAUCUAUCUAUCUAUCUAUCUCAGUCUCUUAUCUAUCUAUCUAUGUAUAUAUAAACACGUUUUAAUCUAUUAUCUAAAUCUAUUUUAUAUAUUAGUGUUUAUUUAUGUCUCUUUAUCUAUGUGCAUUCUGUCUCCUUCACUUCAUCUCUCUCCCUCACUCUGUCUCCUUACCUCACCCUCCCUCUCUCUCUGUCUGUCUUUUUUCGGACACUCUCUCCUUACCUCACCCUCCCUCUCUCUCUGUCUGUCUCCUUCCCUCACUCUCCUUCUGUCUAUGUUUGUCUACUUCCCUCACCCUCGCCCUCUUUGUCUGUCUCUUUCCCUCACCCUCUUUGUCUGUCUCUUUCCCUCGCCCGCUCUCUUUCUCUGUCUCCUUCCCUCGCAUUCUCUCUCUCUGUCUGUCUCCUUCCCUCGCCUUCUCUCUCUCACUCUCUGUCUCUUUCCCUCGCCCUCUCUCUGUGUCUCCUUCACUCGCGAUCUCUCUCUGUCUCCUUCCCUCGCCUUCUCACUCUCUCUCACUCUCUGUCUCUUUCCCUUGCCCUCUCUCUCUUUCUCUCUGUUUGUAAAUAUUAUAAAACUUCCACUCUCUCUCUCCCCUCACCUUCCUCUCUCUCCUCAUCCCUAUUCCUCUCCCCUCCCCAUUAACAAGGAUUUCCCCAUCUCUCCAUAUCCUACCUCUUCUCACAUUAACUUUCUCUCUAUAUCCUCUUCCUUCUUCUCUUUCCCCUCCCUCGUCCUUCCUCCCUUCAUUUCACUUUCUCUCUCUCCAAUGAACCCUCCUUUCUUUUUUAAUCUUUACCUCUUCCUAAUUCUCUCUCUUCCUUCUCUCUCUCUCUGUAAUUUUCCUUUCCGCAGCUCUCUUCAGACAUUUUCCUUUCCACUCACCCACUCUUCAGAGAGAGAGAGAGAGAGAGAGAGAGAGAGAGAGAGAGAGAGAGAGAGAUUGAAUGCCUUUUGUCCCUUGAAACUAAUACUUUUAUCGAUGGUGUCUUUCCUAUAUAAAAUCAUUAUAAACUGA